ACACACACACACACACACACACACACACACACACACACACACACACACACACACACACACACACACACACACACACACACACACACACACAUACACACACACAAGUAACGUGGCAAAACAAGUGCACGGUGCAUUGAAAAAAAAGGGUCCUAUCUUAAUGUCCGAUAAUGUAUGUUGUUGUUGCGUUGUUGAUAUUCAAUUGCUAUUCAUCUGACGGACCGGCUUCCGCAGAAUCAUCAGUCCGUUUAGUGUUAACUCGUCGCGGUCUUUUUUUAGGAGCGGCUAAGCAUUCUGGAGGAGAUCUGGUAGGUGUAGUGGUGACAAGCAUUCGCUCGUUGAGAUCCUGCUGUGGUUCAGUUGUAAACAAACCUGCAUCUGUAGUGGUCAUAGCAGGAGAGGAAAUCGGAAAUCGGCUGCGAGUGCAUAUCUGUAGUGGUGGUUGAUAUCGGAGCGCUUAUUCCGGACCGUGAGAGUGGAUUGUGAUAGCUGUCUACAGCGAGAGUGGCAGGGUGAUCGUGUGUGAGUUGAUGUAUCGAGUUAGUAUCGAUGACGGCGCGUGUGUUGGGAUUAUUAUUGUUGUUGUUCCGGUAAUCACGAAACUCUCGGUAUGUUAGACCGGAGGGCCAUGUCUCAGGUGAUAGAGCCUUACUGCGUAGAGUGGCCGGUAUGCCCACUUUGAAUGAGAUGAAUGAGAGUGUGUUGGUGUUAGCGCCGAAUUUCGUCAGGCGGUGAACAAACACAUCCCGCUUGUCAAGCGCUAAAUGUGCUUGCACUAUAUGAGAAAUUUGCUCAGUGGUAACUGAUGGGGCAAAACGUGUAAUGAAUAGCCACAUACGCGUACAGUGUGUGGAAUGAUAUCCAGUGUAUCUGAAGCAAGCGGUGAUCCCGAUCCUCUUAGUAGUGGUGUUUGCGGGUUGUUAAGUGGUGUUUUGUUGAUGUAGGAUGACGGUUUGAUUGCACUUACACUAAGUGAGGCCGCCAAAGAUGGGAAUUGUGUUUGUGUUGGUGUAAUAGUAUCGGGAAUAUUGUUAACUACUGAGUUAAACUUUUCGGGGUAUGAUGUUGCUGGAUUGCGAUGAAUGGGUUGUUGAGUGGGUAAAUCGGUUGAGGUGUGUGAUGAAAGCAAACAGGAACGCAUCUCAUCCUUCAGCACUUCGAGGAGAUCGCAUUUAAUACCGACAGUGAUUUGUUUUGGCAGCUCACUAUGGAGGCUCGCUUUAAGGUCGGCAAUGCUGGACGAUAAGUCGACAGUGGUGUGUGUGUAAGGGGUAGACGACCUAAGCACAGCCGAACGCGGAUCUCUAUGGAACUUUACACAAGCCUAACAUGCCCAAAAAAGUUGUGCACAGGACUCUAUAAUAGCGGACAGUUCCUCAGAGAGUCCACUGCAUGUGAAACUCGGCAUUGCACCAACCCUGGCAUUUCACAAUUCGAUCAACAGGUACGAUGUCAUUGGCACAAGCGGCGCAGAUACCGGCCAUUGUAAAAUGGCACAGCAAUAGAUCGCAUGCGCCGAUCCUCAUACACUUUCAUGAGACUCACAAGAGGAGCACGACAGAAGGCAGGAACAUUGAAAAGCGGAAUUUCCUCACUCAUCAAUGAGUUUCGCUUGAAAAAAGUGCAAACAAAACUGUUAUUGAAGCGUUUUAAAAAGGGUCCAAAACGACGUUGUUUUUAUGUAAAGGGGCAAGACGGACACCUGGUUGAAAUAAACGUAUUACUUAGAUAAUUGGAAAUUGUUUCGUUUGUGGCACUAAUAUUCCUACAUGUCUUGAAUCAUCGAUGAAACCUUUUUCAUCGCAAAUAGCACACCAUACCGCUGCACGCUACAACAAUGUGUAGAUUUUAGACAGCUCGCACCUAUGAAAGAUGGUGGCACACUUGCCCCAAAUAGAGGGGGCUCUUUUGCCCCAUAAGUUGUAUCUUUUUUGAAAUGGGAUUUUUUAUGACAAAAAGAAAGUUUUUUUCAACUAACCCCACAAAAAACUUAAAGUUUUCUCAGUUGUACGAUGGUGUAAAUAUUUUCUCGGUUGAUUGUUCCCAUGAUUUUUGAGAGCUUUUUUGGUUUUAUUACUAUGUUUGAUAACUGAUUACUACUACUAAAAAACUAUAAUAGUCUACUCAAUUUUGAAACUCAACAUAAAUCAGUUGAAAAAAAUGGGAAAAAUAGAUUGGUCUAUAUGAAAUUCACACAGUAUACCCAGUCAUUGGAACGCAACUAACUGUAUACACAAUUGAUAAUUUUAUUAAAGUUUUUAUGGAAAAAAUGCUUGGUGGCACUCUUGCCCCUAUGGCACACUUGCCCCAAAUUCCGCUAUAGUAUUGUUAAGACCCGGUUGUAAAGUCCAGAAUUACGUUCGAUGAAGUACCCGCUUGGCAAAGAGUAACUCAUUAUGAUGCCUCUCGCUACCCAUGGCCCUAGUUUUAAAGGAAUCAUGCGACACACUCGCACUCCACUACCUCAUCCCAUGGAAAAACGCUCCCACCAUCGAGGUGUUGACCAAAAUUUCGCUGUGUGCAUGAGACACACACUCGCACUCCUCCCGCCCUCCACAGCUGAACGCUCCCACCGUUGCGAAGAUGGGAGAAUUUUUGCUCUGAGCGUGAGACCCUGAAGCGCAAGAGAUGACACUAUGUGUAAAGACGAUCAUAAUUCGAUAUGGUCAAAAUGCGUCGAUUAUCGUUUCAUUUAUCUGGUAAUGAUGUUUUCACUUCAUCAAAAUUUUAAACAUUAUCAACUAGGCUGAUAACAAUAGUUGAAAUUUAAAUCAGAAUAAAAUCAAUUCAUUUGAAGUAAAAUAAAUUACAUUAUACUUUAUUUUGACCAUAUGAUCAACACUUGUACAUAGUGCCAUUUAUUUUGUGUUCUUCACUCUCGCGCUGUGUUGUUGAUCGUUCGAAACUCAUUGCCAGAACGAAUGCAAAUUUCAUUUUGGAAGGAUUGGUGCCGGAAGAUGCAGCGAAAAUUAUUAAAUGAUAAUAGAAAAGUGGUUAAAUUAAUCGUGAAAGAUGUCAACGCAGGCGUAAAUGCAGUAUGUUUUGUUACAUGAUCUACGGCUAUUUCAUCACCAAAGCUUCUGAUAACAGAUCAAAGGAGAUGGAUAGGGCAUACAGAGUCGCCGUUUAAUUUAAAAUACCUUCGUGAUCGGUAAGUUUUAAAUAGUACUAGUUUUGUUCACCAUUCUAAUGCUCGAUAUAUCUUUCAUUCCUCAGGCAAACGCAUCAAACAGCAAGUGUUUCUCUUCCAACAGCACGUACCAUCGGUGGAUCAAGCAGCCAACGAUUUUAUCGCCAGUACGCGCCAUCAAGAAUUGAAAUAUUCCCGAAUAGCUCUGUGAAUAAAAAACUGCACACUUACUGUCGGAAUUUCCUGGAAUUUUUUGAUCGGUCUACGCUCGCGGGAAUGGUGGGUCCGUUGAGGAGAAGGAAAGAAAGGGUGGGAGCGAGGAUUAACCAAAAACGCGGCAUUGAGAAUGAGGGGAGGUGCGCUCAGCGCUCACGCUGGGACACUCACGAUGCUUGAAAUAAAAUGUUAACAAGCAUCGAUUUCAAGCAUGCAUGUCGCGCGACAUUUUGCCAAGCGCCCUCUUGGCAGAAAUCGCCUGUACACCCUGUCUCUCGCUACCCCCGUUCUACACGUGCGAGCAAUCAUGCGACACACUCGCACACUUCCAUACGUCUCCACCCCUGAGCGCUCCCAUCUUUGAGGUGUUAAGCAAAAAUCGGCUCUGAGCUUGAGAGACACACUUGCACUCCACACACCCCCCAUGACCGAUUGCUCCCGUCAUUGCAAUGAUGGGUUAUUGUUACAUCUGUGUGUGAGAUCCUCGCUCUCACUCCGCCAUGCCUUACCAACCUACUUCAUGCCGCAAUGCUUCCACAUUUGCGGUGUUGGUAAAAUUUUCAAUUUGAUGAGAGAGCGAAAGAAACAAUGGGCGAAUCAUAGUUCUAUUUGGCAAAACAGAAAUAAAACAGAUAAGCAUAAUUUAAUGAUAUUUAAUACAACACACAAUAAUUUACAAUUAGUUUAAGAGUAAUAAUUAUUCAAUAAAUGUGUGUUGUAUUUUAAAUCUUUUUUUCCUGGCAAAUGAAAGUUGUACACAAAACUAUUCUAAAAAUUUGGACAAGUAUUGAAGCUGUUCCAUAGUGAUAAAAGUUGUUUUCUUCAUCUGUGGUUCGCCUCCCUUGUUUGACAGAUAUCAGUGUUGACAAAAAUUGGCUUGGUUUGGUUCGGUGAAAUUCUGGAGUGAUUUAUGCUGUUUAACUAAUAUUAUUUCAAUAAAUUACAGUUUAAUUUGCUUGUGCUUACCGAGCAUAUAAGUGCAGUUAACCAAUAUUUAUUUAAUUGACUGAGAUUGAUUGAGUGUCAGUGUGCGCAAGCGUAAAGGCGUUAAAUUGGUUUAAAUUAGCAGGUAAGUUGUGUAAAGUGUGAUGAUAGCUGGUGUUUUUUUUCUUUUUGAGUUUAUAAACUGUAUAUUGUUAUAGGAUCCAGAUAUCCAGUUCGUAACGGCUCGAAGCAACGGGCAAUUGUGGAUCAGAAAGGAGGAAAGAAAGGGUGAGGGGGGAGAAUAGUGAGCGAAAGCACUCACAGCCGGUGAGUGCGUAGCUUAAAUGGAUAACGGUAGCUUAAACGAUCAAGCCUCUCGUGAGCGGGCACUCAGCGUGGCUUAAACUUUUGAAUGCCAAUAAGCUUUGUUUAAGCUACGAGUUUAAGCCUACAUGUCGCGCGAUUUCUGUCAGAAGGGCGGGUACGCUACUGGCGCACUGUCACGCCUUUCCAGCACACCUCCUCAAGACCCGCUUGGCAAAAUGUCGCGCGACAUGCAUGCUUAAAAUCGAUGCUUGUUAACAUUUUAUUUCAAGCAUCCUGAGUGACCCAGCGUGAGCGCUGAGCACACCUCCCCAUUUACUUUAGUGGAAUCUUUACGCAAAAUCCGCACUUUUGACACUCUUAAAAUCUAGUCGUUAUAAGCAAUACGGCAAAGCCGUCCCUACUAAAUAAAAAAAAUCUAGUCGUUAUUAAGUUAAGUGAACACUGUGCGGUCUAAAUAAGUGUCGUGACACGAACUCGCGAUUGUCGAAAUUAUAUACGUUACACGCGCGGUAUAAUCUUGUGUAAGUCUCACUGUAAGUUGAGAGCAGCACGAACUCGCGAGUGACCUUUUUUUGGAGUGACUGUGAAAACCCGUCGUUGCGGAAAAUGGACGCAGGAGCAAAUCAGGACGCAAGCUGUGAGGUGAUUGAGCAGCAUACGGAGGAAACGCCCCGGAACUCCCCGGAAAGGCGCGAAAGUGCCUCGGAAAAUAUUGUCUGGAAGGACGAAUCAGCCUUGCAGCCCGCGGUAUUACCCCGCGACCUGGAAGUAAGGAGAAAGUGGCUAGAGAUCCGCAAGAAACAAUUCGAACUCGAGAAAUCUCGACAGGAGCUAGAGCUCGAAUUGUUGGGACUGGAGUUGGAGGAGGAGAAAUCCGAUCGCAACAGCCGAGGUAGUGAUUACGUGGAGAAGACGGAGGUCUGGCUGCAUGACACGAAACGCGUCGGGAAGACUACGACAGUUCAACGUGAUGGCGGGGAGCGCCUAGGUCAUUCACCUUCGACCCCAGCGGGAAGCAAAUCAGCAACAGCGGGUGCUAUGCGGGUAGCUGCCGCACCUUCACGAGAGGAAUGCGCGAUAGCGAGCGCAAGCCGGGGUCAGCAACCCUCGACCCCAACGACGAACAGUACCCCUCCGGACUACGACCGGACCUUGGCGAUAGACCAAGCCGCCGCCAUGGAACGCGAAUACGCGCAAUGGAGGCGUGUGGUGUAGUCAGCAUCACGAAACACCGGGCCAAACAACUCAGCCAGGCUCACAAGUCAGGAGCAAUGGCCGCCGCGGCGGCGCCCUACACUAGUUCGACGAUGACACCGACAAGAACGCCGACCCCAAAAUCGCAAGGUGCAUCCGUGGGACUGCCAUUAACAUCCAGUCAAAAGGCGGCGCGUGAAAACACUCCCAAAGAGCUGCCGGUAUUUUCAGGGGCGGUGGAACAGUGGCCCUUGUUUAUCACCGCCUUUGAGCGAUCCACGGCCGCGUGCGGGUUUACGGAUGAUGAAAAUCUGAUUCGACUCCAACAGGCGCUACGUGGACCUGCAUUAGAGUCCGUGGAUCAUGUGCUUCUACUCCCGAAUGGUCUAAAGGAAGUUUUAGACAUUUUGCGGACAGAUUAUGGUCGUCCCGACCUGAUAGUGGACAACCUCGUCGAUAAGGCGAGAAGGUUACCACCAGUCAGAGCCGAAAGGCUCGAUACCUUGGCGAACUUUGGCAAGGCAGUACGCAAGUUGUGCGCCACAAUAAAAGCGUCCGGUUUAGAAGAUUAUAAUUGCAACGUUGCAUUGCUAAAGGAGUUAGUUGCAAAAUUACCAGCCGAGAGACGCCUGCAAUGGGCACGCUAUAAGGUGAAGUUAGCGAGGAAGACCAUAGGAGAAUUCGGCAAGUGGUUUACCGGAAUUGCGGUGGCCGCGAGUGCCGAGGUUAACCUGUUCGAAAAAUAUACGCAACACACUGAAACGACGCGAUCACAACCGGCGCGCCGACCACAAACUAACCACCACCACCUAAACGUUCACCGUACCACUACAUGCGCGCUUUGCCACGAUACAUGUCGCACACUCGUAAAUUGCGCAAGGUUUCAGGAGCUAACGAUCUAGGAACGUCGAGUUUACAUUAACGAACAUCGUCGGUGCCAUAUAUGUCUCGGAACACACCGAGGCCCGUAUUUCGUCCGAUCUCCUUGCGGCAUGGACGGAUGCCAGGCGAAACACCACCAACUGCUUUACGUAGAAUGUGACACUACACAACGCAGCGGCAGCACACAACACGCACUGAACAAUCACGUAAGCACUAAACCGAACUCACU
Messenger RNA from Anopheles coluzzii, 6899 nucleotides. RefSeq lists its product as uncharacterized. The transcript has 2 exons. NCBI's taxonomy places the organism in Eukaryota, Metazoa, Arthropoda, Insecta, Diptera, Culicidae. The coding region runs from base 5201 to 5809 and encodes 202 amino acids. The record is from RefSeq and is a predicted model, not a curated record.